GACCCCAUCGCUGCCUCGGAUAGCUUCGGAGACCACAUGCUCAACUCAUACUACUGGUCUCGCUCUAUGGAUUUCGAAUGCACACGCUCGUUCCAUUUGUCAUUGUUUCUUAGCGAUUCGGUGUAGAUGUACUGACGCUGUUGCCUUUUUAGUGCUUGCCCAACCCAGUUUCACUGGACCCUAGUUCACAAAACAAUGUCCACGAAGAUCAAGAACGACCCAGAAAUCAUGUCUUUGUCCCAGUCAUCUUUGCACACUAUGGACCAGAUGUCUCAACCGAGACAACACCAAAUAAUCCCAGGAUACUCCAACAUGGCCUCCAGAGGACUCCCGGAUGAUGAUCUUUCGAGCCAGGACAAUUUCUCCUUGUGUUCAAGUACACACCAGAGCCAUGGAAGCCCCCAUGAGCUGAAGGGAUGGACUCUGAGCGACGUGGACGCACUGGACAGUGGUGCCAUCUCCAAGCCAGAGUCCCCCGAAGUCCAGAUGCUCUCUUUCUCUUUCUCCCAACAACUUCUUCCCUCCACCGUUGGCCCCAGUGAUGUAAUGUAUCAUCACGCAGGAUCCGAAUUCUCAAACAUCCAGGACAUGGGAGAGCCGAGUGACCUGGAUUUCUCACAUGCACAUGACUUCAACCACUACUCCUCCCUGGUUGACUUUUCUGCCUUUGAUAAUGAUGUUUGUGGCCCAAAUGGUACCCAGUCCUCUUGCGCCCCUGAUGAUACUCUUUCCAGCCACAGCUCUCAUGCGGAUGACGGUCACCUGGCCGCCAAUGAGGCGUGGAACUCCAUUGUUGCAGACACCAGGAACUACCAGGGAUCAGCCAUGGACCAGUAUACCACCGGCAUGUUCCAGUCAGUGCCUGUUUCUCCUCCGUUGAGUGACGCGAGUAAUGAUUCUUCCGUUAACUCUUGCUCCCACACUGGAUACCCCACCUUUAUGAGCCAUGAAGAUGCCAUGUUGAAAGAUGUCACAGCCACUCCCGUUGGAAGCCAUGGAAUCAACCUCGGAGACCCCUUGUUCCCCCUCACCCCACCUUUGAGUGAGCAGGACCCCAACAGGACUAUCCGGGCUACCAAGAAUGCACGUAGACCAGCCCUGCAGACUUCCCCCCAGUCUCAGGUGAAGCAGGACCCAGACUUCUUCCCACCGCUGCCGGUCAAGGAGACGCUCCGUCAGAAGGCCAAGGAAGGUUCCGACCUGCGGAACCCCCGUGACCACCCUUACUACUCCCUGCCCACCCACAGCGACGGCAAGUACUACUGCCCAUUCGCCAACGGAGACAAGCCUUGCAACCACCCCCCAACCACCCAGAAAUGUGCCUACCACAAAUACCUGGACUCCCACCUGAAGCCGUAUCGCUGCAAGGUCCCCGCCUGCAUGGAUGCGCAGCUGCAGUUCUCCUCCAAUGCAUGCCUUUUCCGCCACGAGCGUGAGGCUCACGGAUUCCACGGUCAUGGAGACAACCCUCAUCUUUGCCAGUUUGAGGGAUGCGACCGGUCUGUUCCUGGAUAUGGAUUCCCCCGCCGGUGGAACCUCUAUGACCACAUGAGACGUGUCCACGACUAUGCCUCUUCCGACAGGCACAGCUCCCCGGAUGCCUCCCCCACCACUGGACCCACCAAGAGAAAGGAAGCUGCUGGCCGCAAGCGCAGAGUUGCUGGCGUCACUGGUGCCCCGACCAUGAAGCGUACUCGCUCCACUCAGUCCCACACCAACCCCUUGAAGGCCGCCCAGCAGUCCUCUGCCCACCACAGCCAAAGACUCCAAAAUGCGGAGAGGAACUACUAUAACUGCCGCUCGCGCUUGCUCGAGGAGAUCAGCAACAUCAUGCCUCAGGACUCCUCUCUGCACGAGAAGGUCAACGCCAGCCUUCAGGAGCUGAUCACCCUUGGCCUGAACUUCCGCCACAUUGAAGCCAGCCAAGCUGCCGCCCAGAUGGCCCACGGCCUUCCUGCGUGAAUGGUCCACUGGAUUUCAUAUGUGAUUUUUUAAACUUUCCCCGGGAUCGCCGAGCACAGGAUGGUUUCCAUAGGAAGAUCCUCGUGAUGCUAAGCAUUGGAAUACCCGCGAAGGAUGGAAGAAGUCAUGGAGAUGAUCCGUGAAUGAUUAUCACUACUGGUUGGAUUUUCUACUUUUAUUCCACGGGGUUCCUCGAUCUUCUGGGGCCAUCAGAGGGCUUCCUGCUCUCAGCCACGAUGUGUCUUCAGAGACACAUUCGCGCGGCCCACACCUCCGACACCAACAU
This is a messenger RNA of Aspergillus heteromorphus CBS 117.55, 2248 nucleotides long. RefSeq names its product putative C2H2 finger domain protein. The transcript has 4 exons. Bases 196 to 1962 code for a protein of 588 amino acids. Lineage: Eukaryota; Fungi; Ascomycota; Eurotiomycetes; Eurotiales; Aspergillaceae. The record is from RefSeq and is a predicted model, not a curated record.